AAGCAUCGAUCCAUGCUUGAUUGAACUUGGGAAUAACCCUAAGGCGACAAGCCUUGACAAGUCUUGACAAGUCUUCCCCGCAAAAGAUGCCUGUUGCGCGUGGGGUUAGGCCAGCAUUGGAGUCAGCCCGAUUCGCGCCUCUUGACUCCUCCACGGCGACGCCAGGCCAGGAGGCGACUGUGGGAAACAAGUAAACUUGCUGAGGGGCCCUCUCGGCUUUUGUGGGUUUUGCGUCAAGACAUUCAUUGUCAACGAGCCAGUGGCAGUGGUGCUGCUAUGGGGUUAAAAGCAGGCUCUGAUACAGUCUGCUUUGCACUGUAGUAUCCUUCUCCAGCCGCCACAAUGGCCGACCCAGGAACCGCCCCUGCAAUCGAGCGCUCCAUCGAACUGCGCUGCGUCGGUGAUUGGGGCCAGGCCAACUUCCACCGUAUCCUCUCAUGGCUCACCCAGCAAUUCUGCGACCGCGCCGGCCCAGCCAGCCGCACGAUGAUCUUGUCCCUGCGCGACGGUGGCAUGGAUUCGCCGCUCCAGGUACACAACGGACAGGCCGAGGUGGGAAUCUGCACUCCAGCAGGGAUGCUGGAAGCUGCAACAGAUGGUGGAGAGAUUUUCAGAACCACAGGGCCCCUGCCGGACCUGCGCUGUCUCGCCGUCUUGCCCCAGCGCGACCGCAUGAUGUUCGCUGUGAAACUGUCCCUAGGAGUUUGUUCGUUUGCUGAGAUUCGAGAGAAGAAGCUCCCCUUGCGGAUCGCUGUCUCUGCCGACGAUGGGACGAAUUUUAUUGGGUACGUCUCGGCGCGCAUCCUUGAAGCCCAUGGGCUCGACGAGAAAACUGUUCAAUCAUGGGGAGGGAGCUGGGUCAAGGCAUGUCGACCUGAGCAGGUCCUGGCCCUCGUUGAAACAGGCCAGGCAGACGCAGUAGUCCAAGAGGCGAUCAUGACCCCUUGGUGGCGCAAUCUGAUCGAGAGCCGCACGCUGGUCCCUAUCCCCAUCGAGGAGGGUCCCAUGGCACAGCUGUCCACGCGGGUUGGCUUCAGGCUGGCAGUCGUCCAGGCCCAUUUCUGGGACGCUAUCAACCAGGAUGUCGCCUGCGUCGACUUUUCUGAUUUUCUUGUCCUUGUGCGUGCCGACAUGCCAGAUGAUGUUGCUCACCUCUUGACCUGGUGCCUGGUGAUGACAAGAGAAACCCUGGAGGCCCAGUACAAACACAUCCCGCCGGAGCGCAGCCCAUUGUCGUAUCCCCUUGAUCCUGUUAAGAUGGCACAGUCGAGCCUCCCUCUUCACCCGGCAGCAGAGCGGUUCUAUCGUGAGGAGGGUUACUUGGGUUAGGUGCCGAUCAAAACACCUAUAGCUGUUAUAGGGAUCUCUUAUAGAAAGUAUAGCUGCAAGUUAAUUACAAUUUUCA
Molecule: messenger RNA, 1405 nt
Organism: Aspergillus versicolor CBS 583.65
Lineage: Eukaryota; Fungi; Ascomycota; Eurotiomycetes; Eurotiales; Aspergillaceae
Product: TAXI family TRAP transporter solute-binding subunit
Exons: 1
Coding region: 343-1329 (328 amino acids)
Source: RefSeq, a predicted model, not a curated record